AUGCCGCCUCGCAUGCUCCGCCCGGCACGGAUGCCCCGCCUUCCUCUACAAACGACACACCAACACCACAAUCCCUCCUUCUUUCAAUCAUCUCGUGCGAAAUCCACCCUUCGCCCCGACCCCAAAGACUCGGGCUCCAAAAAGGAACGCCGCUGGAAACCAAUCCCCGUCGCCCUUGGAGUCGCGUUCCUUGGUGCUUUCCAGCUCUACCGCAUCAACAAACGGGAAAGAGAAGAGGUUCGCCGCCUCGAGCCCGACGAUGACGAUGCUUCGCCUGCGAAACGGCGGCAAAGGAUCCGACCAUCGGGACCCUGGACGGUGCAGGUCAUGAGCACCAUCCCACUCAAAGCCCUCUCUCGCUGGUGGGGAUGGUUCAACAGUAUCGAGUUGCCCUACUACCUGCGAGUCCCCGGCUUCAAGCUGUAUGGAUACGUUUUUGGGGUCAAUUUCGAUGAGAUUGAAGAGCAAGACCUGCACAAGUUCAAGAACUUGGCCGAGUUCUUCUACCGCACAAUCAGACCGGAAUGUCGACCGUUGGAUCCUACAAGAGAUGCCAUUCUGAGUCCCGCAGAUGGACGGGUCAUUCAAUUUGGUGUCAUCGAGGGAGGCGAAGUGGAGCAAGUAAAGGGUGUGACAUACAGUGUGGACGCAUUACUCGGCGAUACCAAGGCACAAUCCGCCAGCAGCAAUAUUGCCGGAUCGAAAGCAUCUCCACAGCCAUCGGGAAAGAGGACAAGAGAAGGAGACGAAGAAACCAUUCGUGAUGACGAGGAGUUCGCUCAAGUGAAUGGCAUCUCAUACACCCUCCCUGAUCUUCUUUCCGGCGGCAACAGUACAGAGAAGAAGUCCUGGUGGCAGCGGAUACGCUCGUCCACAACCUCCUCUUCCAGCCAAGACGAUCAAAGCACAAAAUCCUCCGCCACCUCGGAACAAGAAGUCGCCCGCGAUCUUGCCUCCUCUCCAAACGCCCCGAAACCAUGGUACGCAGCAUCCGCUCCUGAGGUACCGACCACAUUGUACUAUUGCGUGGUAUACUUGGCACCUGGCGAUUACCACCGCUUCCACUCUCCAGUCUCGUGGGUCGUCGAGUCUCGACGUCACUUCGCUGGGGAACUCUACAGCGUAUCUCCUUACCUUCAACGCACCCUCCCGGGUCUAUUCACUCUCAACGAACGUGUUGUCCUCCUCGGAAGGUGGAAAUACGGCUUCUUCUCAUACACCCCCGUGGGAGCCACUAAUGUUGGUAGUAUAAUCAUCAACUUCGACAAGGAGCUACGGACAAACUCCUUGUUGACAGACACCCGUGCGGAUCGCGAGGCCGAGGCGGCAAAGCAGAGAGGGGAGGUCUAUGCUGGGUAUGCCGAGGCUGGGUAUUCGAGUGCGAGCAGUGUUCUAGGAGGGCAUGCGCUGAGGAAAGGCGAGGAAAUGGGUGGAUUCCAAUUGGGAAGUACGAUUGUCUUGGUCUUUGAGGCGCCAAAGGGAAGGAGACCAACUUUCGACGAGGGAUUCCAUGACGAGGGAAGGAAAGGUGGAUGGAGAUGGGGAAUUGAGAAGGGCAUGAAGGUGAAGGUUGGAGAGAGGUUAGGCUGGGUCGAAGAGGAGGACGAGGCGCGAUAG
Messenger RNA from Ramularia collo-cygni, 1617 nucleotides. RefSeq names its product related to phosphatidylserine decarboxylase. The record is from RefSeq and is a predicted model, not a curated record. Lineage: Eukaryota; Fungi; Ascomycota; Dothideomycetes; Mycosphaerellales; Mycosphaerellaceae. Gene Ontology annotation, cellular component: mitochondrion. The transcript has a single exon. The coding region runs from base 1 to 1617 and encodes 538 amino acids. Gene Ontology annotation, molecular function: phosphatidylserine decarboxylase activity. Gene Ontology annotation, biological process: phosphatidylethanolamine biosynthetic process.